This is a messenger RNA of Bolinopsis microptera, 2986 nucleotides long. RefSeq lists its product as uncharacterized. Lineage: Eukaryota; Metazoa; Ctenophora; Tentaculata; Lobata; Bolinopsidae. The transcript is spliced from 8 exons. The record is from RefSeq and is a predicted model, not a curated record. Bases 901 to 1965 code for a protein of 354 amino acids.
UAUUAGUUUAAUGUCACGGUGAAAUUUGUUAGUAAUAUACAAAUUGUAGCUUCGGUUGGAUCGAGUUAGGGAGGAGGGAGAGUUGGGAGGGAGAGUUGUGUUGGAGUUGGGUGUUUGCUGAUGUCUCCUGCAGAGUGUGUCGGGUUUUGCUGGGGAGUAUUUUGUGAGAUUGAUCGUCUGGUUUGCUUUUGUUCUUAAGUUAAAUUAGCUUGCUUCCUAUGUAUGUUUUAGUUAAAUUGCAUCGUUUUGAAUGAUAGAUAUCAAUAUGUUAAAGCCAAUCGUUUGGUUUUUUCUCGAAUAUUGUAUCGGUCGAAGCCGGUUGAUCAAAAGAUGUGAAGAAAAAUAAGACAUUGUUGAGAGGUGGUUCUCGUCAAUUCUCAGCUCUACCAAUUCCAAAUACUGGCUUCAUCCGUGACGAAUGCGUUUGAAGACUUGAUAUUAUAGCGUACCUUAAAAAUUGUCGAUUUUACUAAAAAAACUUCUAAAGCUUAAUAGUGCGGCUACGUUAAUUGAUACCACGUGACACCCCCCACGUGACACCCCCAGACCCCACGUGACUCCUCAGACCCCAUUCAUGUCCCCUUGUUCUAUAAUAGUACUGAUAGUACUGUCUCUUCUCUUGUAAAAGUUUUCAGCCUUAUUGUCUUGUUCAUUAUAUAGAUAUAUUGUUCGCCACCUGGUAUAGUUCGAGUCGUUUGAUUCUAAGCAGACUUGUAGGGCACACUUUUCAGUGUGGGAGUAACAGACUCUUGAGAUAUUUAGUAUUGGGAUGUUCAUACCUUCUUGACCGUGUCUAUAUGUUAUAUUUUUUGUGAAACUCGAUGUUUAUUUUUUGCAUCAAUUGUUACAUUUGUCUACACAUUGCAUAUCUUGGAUUUCUAACCCUCCUUCUUAACAGGAAUGUUGACGAAUCUAGCCUAUUUCAAGCUGCUCAAAUCUUUGCCGGAAGAUACGCUGACUAACGUUAACUCACAAUUGGUUCUGUUAGCGGCAGCCGGAGCUCUCAACAAAGUUCCCGAACCUUCUGCCCCAGAUAUCGCCGUUAACGAUAUUCUUGCUUCAGCUGACUUUCUCAAGCAACAGGGUUUACUAGAGUGUUUAGCUGCACAUUUCCCUCCUCCUUCCAUAGACCUCUCACCAUCCUCCCUCUCCGGUCAUGUCAACCUACCCUCACCUACUAGACCUACUACUUCAGCUCAAUCUUCUGCAGCAGCCGUAACCUCAGCAAGUUCUCCUGAAAGGAACUGCCUCUCCCCACCCAAACUAUCCUCCGAGCAUAACUCCGACCUUAUUCCCACCCUGCUAUCAGAUGGUCAUGGAACCUCUCCCUGUCGUGCUGGCAGCACAUCACCUACAAGCGUGAAAGAGGAGCCUAAGAGUCCGGGAAAUCUGAAAGCAUCAUUUCGACCAGUAACAUCAAAAUCUUCUCCUCCUGGCACUCCGCUCACUUCGACAGUUCACUGGGGAGGCGCUAGUAAUGGACCUCCUCCAAACAAAACGUGCACCAGCAGCACAACAACAAGCCUGUCCAAACUUCAUCCCUGUGAUACCUCCAUACUUAACCUUCUCAAUCCUUACAAAACUUCUAUCAGCCUGGAAAACAAGCUGCAGAAAUUUUGUCUGAGCGGCAAAGGAGAAACAUCCUCUGUCACUUCCACUCUGACAAACAUAAACUGGAGUAGCGGUAGCUCCAACCUAUCGGGCCAACGUCGCUCGUACAACUGCUACUGGAUGUCACACGUCGGGCCCUGCAACCGACAGUUCAUGGACAAGGACGACCUCUACAAGCACCUCAAAUCCCACGUGAAUGACCUUGAGGCACUAACCCCGGCCACGGCCAUGCUCCAGCCGCUCAACCCUACCUGUGUGAACUGUGAUAAGAACAGGGGCUUCACCAAAGUUCACGGCAGAUAUCAACCUUACUCCAAAUGCUCUAAAUUUAGCCGGUGUGCUUGCAGGAGGUGAUGGACUAUAAGAGAAAGAAUAAUGUUCAUGUAUCAGAUCUCUGGCAAAUUGUAACUAGAAAUGACUACGCUUUAAGCUUGGGAUGCGCGCGGGGCUUAUUGGGAAUAUGGGAAUUUCUUACUUGUGUCCUGAUAUUGUCAUUGAGGCCAGGGGGCAGACCGUGUCUUAAAUUAAGGGACAGACCGUGUCAGGCGUCUUAAGUGGGGGGAGGGGGUCCUGCCUGAAUUGUUUGUGUUGACCAACAAACUAGAACCUGAUCCCCACUAAAUAUGCUCGCAGUCGCGGUGCAACCAUGCCCAUAUUUAGUCCGGCCUUUUUGGCUCAAUUAUGAAUUAGGAAUUAUGCCAAAUCACCUCAACAUACCCAAAACCCAGAUUUUGACAAAUUUAUAGUUUGUUGAUCAACAAGUUUCACAAAAAGUUGGAACCCCCUCCCCCUCCCCCUUAAGAUCAAAGAUUGGUCACUGGUUGAGAUCUUCCCAUCUAGCUGAACGUUAACCCUGAGGGAUUAAUCGCUGGGUGAAUCAAUGAAACAUUUACGUUUCUUGAACUGAAGACUAACAAAAUAUAAGUUUAAUUGCUGCUGCUGUUUUUCGUGUGUUUUGAUUUGUGUUUUAAUGUAUAUUUAACUUGUGACAAGACUGGAUUGUUUACAUUUAUCUUGAUCUUUGGGCUUAUUGUGAGGAACAGAUAAUCUUACCAUCUAACAAAUGUCUUUUCUGAUAAUUCGAGCAGUUUUAACUCGAAUUUUGUGAUUGUUUCAGGUGUGUAUUAUUUACCCCAUAUUAGGGGUGCAUCAAAAAUGUCUCUGACUGAGAAACGAUAUUCUAAAUUUUUGGAGGUUUCAGAUUUCAAUGUAUUUUCACGAUCAUUCCAUGGUAAAUCAUAAAUGUAAGAAAUUCCUUAGGCUACAGUCAGCGGAGACACUUUCAAAUUAUGUUGGUGGUAAACACAUUUUGUCUUGAUGUUACAUUUGCAAUGUGCGUAUCGAUAUAGUAUUUAUUGACAGAGAACGUUUAUCA